AUGACGACUCCAGACGCACCGAAAUUUGGUGUAAAAUUUCCUUCACGUAAAGAAAGAACAGUUAAAUUGGUUACGAAAUGUGAAACACGAGAAAUUCAAAAACGUCUUGAACCACCAAAACCACCUCGAGUUCGUCCACCACCUAAACCAAAAGUACCGAAAAAACCCAAACCACGACCAGCUACACUUGCUAAACCACUAAAGCCAACAAAACCUUCUGGUGAUCCACGAUCUCGUUCUAAUGGACGUCCUACAACAUCUAUUUCAUCUCGAAGAACAGCAGCUAUACGACCACGUACUUUACAAACAACUGAUUUAGAAAAAUUAGCUCGUUUAACUUGUUCACGUGAAUUUAGUCUUUUUCAUCAAUUUAUCAAACCGGAAUUAUCAAAAGCCUAUGAAAAUCAAUUAGCAUUUUUACAAACAAAAUUACAGCAUUUGAAAAAUGAAUUUGUUAAUAAACAAGCUGAACAUUUAAAUUUUGAACAAAUAAGAGAUUAUUAUAAUCAGGCUCUGACUGAUCAUGUACGACGUAAUAUUAAACCAGACGAAUAUUUAACAUUAGCUAAUAAACUUAAAGAUGAUACAAAACAGGCAAUUGAUAAGUGGCUUAGAAAAAAAGAAUUUAAACCACAACGACAAAUACCAGAAUAUUUACAAAGACGUCAAGAAUGUAUACGAGAUCGAAUUAAAGAAACAAUGGUAGAACAAAAAAGACAACAGCAAGCAGCUAAAGAAACUGAUAUUGCAACAAAAAGUAGCAUUACAGUCACUUCAGGAAAAACAGUAGCAAAACCGGCAACUACAACAGUAGUGGAUGACGAUGAUGAUAUAAUGAUAAUUGAUUAG
Molecule: messenger RNA, 849 nt
Organism: Adineta steineri
Lineage: Eukaryota; Metazoa; Rotifera; Eurotatoria; Adinetida; Adinetidae
Source: the annotation of a GenBank genome assembly